AUGUUGCGCUCUCAAAAUGGCAGAAUGCUGACGUCAUUGAUGCUGCUGGUGCUUGGACUCCUCAUCAUCCCACACUUUGAAGCUGUUGCUCUUACUGACGUACCUCAAGAGUAUGAAAACCAGCCUUCAGUGACUCUAGCACCCAGUUUGCCACCAGAAACGACUUCCGAGUCCUUGAACACGGUUCUCGAGCUUGAACCUGCGCUUUCAGUGUCUUCUUCAAGCUUUAUCGGUAGUGCUCAUGGUUCUCAAGGCGAGUUUGAUGUAGAAAUUACUGCAGCCGACGUGUCUAUCGAGCAGGUCGAGGAACAUCUUCACAUUGUCCGUCAGCUUGAGCUCUCUGUGAACAAAAGUCUGCAGUAUAUGGACGCAGGCGGUCAAUUUGCUAAAUAUACUCAAGCUCAGAUUUUAGAGCGGCAAAACGUAAGAAAUGAAUUACUUUCAAUACAAAGAAAUCUCGAGAGACUCGCUUUAGGACUCAAUGGAACGCUACUAGAGCUUGAACACGUUGAGCAGGAGGAAGAAUUGCAGUCCAAAAAACUAAAAGAAGUGCUUGCAAAUCAGGAAGAUGAGAAGCGAGAGCAAAAGCUGGAAAAAGACGGAUUUAAAGAAGUGGACUAUGAAACAGGACAUUUGAAAAAUACCAUGGGAUUGAAUGCAAAACAAUUAAAAAAACUGGAAGCAGCGGAGAAGAAGGCAGAUCCAGCAGUAUUGCACUAUGAUAUGGAGCUUUUGGCGCAAGUGGCAGUUUUGCUUGGGAUAUCGGCUAUUGGAGGAAUUAUUGCGACAUAUUGUAAUAUUCCUCCUCAUGCCGGUUAUGUGCUUGGAGGAGCUUUGGUCGGACCGUCGUGUUUGGGUGUCGUGAGAUUGUACAAGGAAGUCGAAACAAUUUCGCUUUUUGGCUCUGUGUUUCUGCUGUUUGGCCAUGGAGCUUCGUAUUCACCACAACAGCCCGAAAAUAUAUUACGGAAGUAUUUUGUCGGUGGAAUAGCGUACAUUAUGUCGACUGUGCUGCUUGUUGCAUGUGUAGCAGUUUAUACCGGAUGGACACGAUCUUUCGUUGAAGGACUUAGUAUUGGCCUCGGUGUGUGUUUUUCGACUACUGCACCGCUUUACGAGCACAUCCGGGAACAUCGGAUCCAGGACUCUUCUUUUGGACGGACAGUGACCUCAAUCAUUGCAAUUCAAGAUCUACUUAUGAGCUUUGCACUUGGCACUCCGGAGUGGUUUUCUGUGCGAUCUGUUGGAAGUAUUGGAGUUGCUAUGACUGUUGCGUUUUUUGACGGCUAUGGAAGAAGUGCAUAA
Plasmopara halstedii is the source of this 1305-nucleotide messenger RNA. RefSeq names its product kef-type k transport system membrane protein. Bases 1 to 1305 code for a protein of 434 amino acids. Gene Ontology annotation, cellular component: membrane. Gene Ontology annotation, molecular function: potassium:proton antiporter activity. The record is from RefSeq and is a predicted model, not a curated record. Gene Ontology annotation, biological process: proton transmembrane transport; potassium ion transmembrane transport. NCBI's taxonomy places the organism in Eukaryota, Oomycota, Peronosporomycetes, Peronosporales, Peronosporaceae. The transcript has 3 exons.